This is a messenger RNA of Plasmopara halstedii, 2388 nucleotides long. RefSeq names its product beta-galactosidase 3-like. Gene Ontology annotation, biological process: carbohydrate metabolic process. The transcript is spliced from 4 exons. Gene Ontology annotation, molecular function: beta-galactosidase activity. Bases 1 to 2388 code for a protein of 795 amino acids. NCBI's taxonomy places the organism in Eukaryota, Oomycota, Peronosporomycetes, Peronosporales, Peronosporaceae. The record is from RefSeq and is a predicted model, not a curated record. Gene Ontology annotation, cellular component: cell wall; vacuole.
AUGUUUUCUAAUGACGAGAGUCUCGACCACGAAGCGCUUCUACCUGUAGACACUCCCAGGCCAAGGCGUCGUUUGCAGCGCAUGGAUGUUGCUCUUCUAGUCGUAAUCUCGUUUGUUGCCUGCUUUGUUGGCGUUCGAUUACCGGCACAGCGUGUGUCCAAUCCACUAUGGCACAAACCACCACCCCGUAGGAUGUUUCAGUAUCUUACGUACGAUGAUAUUGAUGCAGUCAAGCGCCAAUCAGGCUACAACGUCACAUAUUCAUCUCGAGGCUUUGAAAUUGAUGGCAAACAGACGAUAUUGCUCGGUGGUUCUAUUCACUAUCCACGCAGCUCGCCAGGUCAAUGGGAGCAGCUAUUGCGUGAGGCUAAAAGAGACGGACUUAAUCACAUUGAGAUGUAUGUGUUUUGGAACCUGCACGAACGAGAGCGUGGAGUAUAUAAUUUUGAGGGAAAUGCUAAUAUCACGAGGUUCUACGAAUUAGCAGCAAAGGUGGGAUUAUUCCUGCAUGUGCGGUUUGGUCCGUACGUAUGUGCUGAAUGGAGCAAUGGUGGUCUCCCUGUGUGGCUUAAUUGGAUACCUGGAAUGAAGGUGAGGUCGUCAAAUGGUCCAUGGGAGAUGGAAAUGGAGCGAUUUCUUCGGUACAUGGUGACGUUGUCGAGGCCGUUUUUAGCAAUAAAUGGUGGACCGAUUAUUAUGGCACAGAUUGAGAACGAGUUUUCGGGGCAUGACCCACAAUACGUAGAAUGGUGUGGACAGUUAGUGAAACGUCUCGAUACAUCAAUUCCGUGGAUCAUGUGUCACGCUAACGCAGCUGAAAAUACGAUUCUUUCAUGCAAUGACAACGAUUGCGUUGAGUUUGCUGUGAAUAAUGUGAAGAAUCGACCAUCUGAUCCCCUCGUAUGGACAGAGGAUGAAGGCUGGUUUCAAACAUGGCAAAAAGAUAAAGAGAGGCCACUGCCAAAUGAUCAACGUUCACCUGAAGACGUGGCGUAUGCUGUCGCUCGGUGGUUUGCUGUUGGUGGCGCUGUCCAUAAUUAUUACAUGUAUUACGGCGGUAAUAAUUACGGUCGAGCUGCAUCUGCUGGAGUGACGACGAAGUAUGCCGACGGAGUAAAUUUACACUUUGACGGUCUGAGUAACGAGCCGAAACGUACCCACUUGCGAAAGCUUCAUGAAGCACUGAUAGAGUGCAAUGAAAUAUUGUUAAGCAACGAACGACAAGUAUUGAACCCUCACGAUUUACCGCUUUCAACUGGACAAAUUGUGAAUGCUUCAUCGCAACAACGAGCUUUCAUCUAUGGACCAAAAGAUGGACCAAAUCAAGUCGCUUUCUUGGAAAACAUGGCCAACCGGAGUGUUAACGUAUCCUUUGGCAGCAAGAAAAUUGCGCUUGCGGCAUCCUCUAUGAUAAUUCUAAAAGACGGAGUCAUCCUUUUCGAUACUGCAGAUGUCCAUCAUUCAUAUCCAGGUCUUCAGCAUCGUACGUACUCAACUUUAAUUAAAGCUUCUAGCUUCAAGUGGACGUAUUGGAGUGAAUUAAACGUGUCUUUGACGACACCAAGGAAACGAGUGAUUGCCGAUCACCCUGUUGAACAGCUUCAAUUAACAGCUGACCAAUCGGACUAUUUGACGUAUAAGACAACAGUCUUUCUUCAGCAAUCAAGUGACAUCAAUAACAAGGCAUCGAUGGUGGAGGUAGAGACAUGCGAGGCCGGUAGCAUCAUUGCAUUCCUUGAUGGGUGGCUGAUUGGUGAAAGAAGUUUAGCGUAUCCUGGUGGCAAUUGUUCCAAGGAAUUUGGCUUUCAUUUGCCAGCCAAUCUCAACUUGACUCGUCAGCAUGACCUUAUGCUUGUAUCUGUUAGUUUGGGCAUCUACUCUUUGGGAAGUAAUCACAGUAAAGGUGUGACUGGCAGUGUUCGAUUUGGUGAGAAGGAUCUGACGAAAGACCAGCAGUGGGAAAUGUAUCCGAGUCUUGUGGGUGAACAACUCGAGAUUUACCGUCCAGAAUGGUUUCAUUCGGUUCAGUGGACUCCAGUGCAUGAAAACAAUUCGACAUAUCAACCAAAUGUUUCGGGUGGCCGACGAAUGCUGUGCUGGUAUGCAACUUCCUUCAUCUAUCGUACGCAGCAGCCAACGAACUACGAAAUGCAGAAGUCCAUUUUGUUUGAUUUUAUUGGACUUACACGUGGACGUGCAUACAUCAAUGGUUACGACCUAGGACGUUACUGGCUAAUUAACGAUGAAGGUAACUUUGUUCAGCGUUACUACCAUAUUCCACAAGACUGGCUGUUGAAAGAUCGAGAGAAUUUAUUAGUCGUUUUUGAUGAGCUUGGUGGGUCAAUUUCGAGCGUACGACUAGUAUUGUCCACGAUGGAUUCAGACUAG